GGACUCAGACACCAUGAUGUCUUCAACUCUGGUGUUGAAUCUUCUGCUUCUAGUUUCCAUUGCUUCAGCAGGACAUUAUUAUGGAGGCUCGCUGUCCUUCUCACCUAAAGGAAUCAAUCCAGACGGGAGCAUUAGGGUCGACUUUCGCAUCAAGCAAACCUAUGAUGAGACUUUGUGUUAUUACGAACCAUAUAACUGCGUCUCUGGGAAUUGCGGGUAUGUGAGCAGACAAAACUAUGCAACGAUUGAUCGCAGCUCUAAUGGAAGAAGCGGUUACACUAACACUUGGUGCCAAAAUGAAGCUGUUGUGACAAGAAACAUCUAUGGGAAUAUGCCAUUUGACCUGCAGGACUAUUCUUGCUGCUGGGUGCCCACAGUUAACGGUGUUGGUUCCUGGAGACUCUGGACACAUGUGGAUCUUGGCUUAAGAUCUGACACUAAUAAGCCCAACCAUUCCCCUCUGAACACUAUUUUACCACUUUUACGUGUUCCUCAAAACUGUCCUCGUACAUAUCGCUUGAUGGCUUUUGACCCAGAUGGCGAUAAGGUCAGAUGUCGAUAUGGAAUUCAACAGAAUAAUGAAUGUGACACAUGUAACCAGCCCAGUGGUUUCCAACUAGACCGAAAUGCCUGCACUCUAGACUAUAGCUAUACCUACAACACAGGAGUCUAUGGAUUUGAACUGGUUCUGGAGGACUUCCCAAGGCAGCACAUCAACCUGUCCUACACUGAUGGAACCCAGUCAUAUAGAUGCCCUCUGGGGGGUGGAAGACACAAACGUGCACCUAUGUCCUGGUGGUAUACAAGCCCUCAAACUACAACUCAGUCAUCCACAACUACACCAGGAUGGCUGGUGCAAACUACCACGCUUCCACCUACAACUACACCAUGGUGGUGGUGGUGGUAUCACCAACAAACUACCACGCUUCCACCUACAACUACAACUACAACUACAACUACACCAUGGUGGUGGUAUCACCAACAAACUACCACGCUUCCACCUACAACUACACCAUGGUGGUGGUGGUAUCACCAACAAACUACCACGCUUCCACCUACAACUACAACUACACCAUGGUGGUGGUAUCACCAACAAACUACCACGCUUCCACCUACAACUACACCAUGGUGGUGGUGGUAUCACCAACAAACUACCACGCUUCCACCUACAACUACACCAUGGUGGCUUUGGCUGCAGACCACACCUGCCACUACAACAUACCCAAACCAACAGUUCACCACAACUACCAUACCUCCACAUCAACGUUCUUAUGAUCCACUGAGCAAGAUCCCUCUGCAAUUUAGUCUCCUUGUUGACCCACCUGCUCCUUCCUGCACUGAGGGACUCUACAUUCCUCAUUUUGUGUCACCAACUCCACACAAUGGAGAACAAAUUCAUGCUACACCACUCAAUGAACUGGAAAUCCGAGUUAAAGCCACAGCAGCUUAUUCAACGGUUUCUGAUGUCAUCAUUAGUGGCCCUCAGAACAUAACUAAGCACCCUUUGAGCACUGGAGAGUACGCCAUCAGAUGGACGCCAAUGAUGGAGGAUGUUGGAGAUUAUUUCUCUGUCUGUUUCAUUGCGGAGAGCUCAACCGGAAAUAGCAUUUAUCAGUCUGAAAUGAGAUGUGUCAUUGUCACUGUUGGACGACAGACUGUCGAUGCAAAUGUGAUUUGCACUGGAACCAACAUGGUCAUUGAAAUUGAGCAGGUGAACUCUGUCAGGCUGCAUAAGGACUAUCUGCGACUGAACAAUCCCAGCUGCACUUUAGACUCAAACGGGACUCAUGUGUUAGCAAACAUUUCCCUCAAUGCCUGUGGAACUAUGAUUGAGGAGGACGACCUGUACAUCAUUUUUAAAAAUGCAAUUAUCUCGAUGGACGACCCAAACAGCAUCAUUACCAGAAAACACGAGGUGGAGAUUGAGUUCUCCUGCCGUUAUGAGAAGAGCAACAACGUUUCACUGCAGUUCACAGCACAGAGACACAUGACCACCAUCACAGAGAAAGGCUUCGGUACCCUCACAUAUCGCUUCGGACUCUACGAAACAGCAGACUACACCUUAAAGAUGGACCCAAACACAUAUCCUGUGGAGUAUGAGCUCGGUCAAAUGAUAUACAUGGAGAUCGAAUCCCAGUCUUCAAUCAACAACACUGAGCUCUUCGUCGACUCAUGCAUUGCAACACCUUUCAAUGAUCCCAACUACCAAACGCCUUAUUCAAUCAUCCAAAAUGGGUGCAUCGUGGAUGAUACAGUACAGUUCUACACAAGCCACAAGCCAAUGGUCCGCUUUGCAAUGGAAGCCUUCAAAUUUAUUGGACUUCAUGAUCAGGUGUUUAUCAGUUGUUCAGUGAUCCUAUGUGAGGCAAACAAUCCCAAAACCCGCUGUUCACAGGGCUGCAUUAACAGCACAGUAGCUCCACCAUCACACCACCAUCGCAAAAGAGAAGCUCCCAUCCAGACCUCCAGUCACUUCGUCUCCCAGGGACCCCUGCGACUGAAGAGGAGUGUUGAGCGUGAAGCAUCCUCCACGGCUUUGAACCUAAAUCUAGUUUUCAUAGCUGGAUGUCUCCUCGCAGUUGUUGGUAUGGUGUGUGCUGUUCUGAUCUACCGAACCAGGAAACCAGAGGUCAAAUAUCAACCACUAAAAACAGCUGAAAUUUAAUGGAUUGUCUCGCUGUUUCAGGGCUUUGAAAGAUUUGUUUCAGUUUGAUCUAAUGUAUUUGUUCCUGUUAAUUCAUGUAUUAAUAUACACAAUUGGUUGUUAGGGCUAUUUUCAUAACUUAGGUCAGCUUUGAUUGGCUGCACAUGUAGUGCAUAUCUUUACAUGGAACUUUUUUGUUUGCUGCUGACAAAGUUUAAAUAAAAAUGAAAAAAAAAAAAACAAAGAGCAUCUGUUCAAUUGAAAGAAAAGUUCAAACAAUAUAUAUCCACAAAGAGAAAUAAACAAGCAUACAAGUUGGUUUUCCCCUGAUUGUUUCCCCAGGUUUUCCUCAUUCCCUUGUUUUCCCUUGUGUAUUUAAGCCCUUGUUUUCCCCUGGUUUCUUUGUCAGUCUUCAUCUGUAUUAUAUGUGCUUUGUUCCCUGUGUUUUGUUUCAUUAUGUUCUGAGUUAUCUGGUUUACCUUUAUUUUAUUAAAAAGGCUGCAUUUAGAUCCUCA
Messenger RNA from Myxocyprinus asiaticus (Chinese sucker), 3159 nucleotides. RefSeq lists its product as uncharacterized. Bases 14 to 2665 code for a protein of 883 amino acids. The transcript is spliced from 13 exons. The record is from RefSeq and is a predicted model, not a curated record. Lineage: Eukaryota; Metazoa; Chordata; Actinopteri; Cypriniformes; Catostomidae.